AGCUCUCCAUCCCUGCCUCGACUGUUUGCAGGCCAGGUUGGCACGGGCCGCGUCGCAGGCAGCAGCUCUCGCGCGACCGAGCUGUCCCUGGCCUCCAUGUGUUUGCGGGACUCGUAUUAAAUUUUGCGCCGUGCGCUUUCGUAACAAUUUUCCACACUCGAUGCGGUAAUCUCACGCACGAGCUUUACACCGUACAUACGCCUCGCACACCUCUUAUCGCACUGCGAGUUCUUCAACUCGUUAUCACGCGACGUGCACACGAUGUCGUUGGCUUAUCGCGAGCCGCUACCUGCACCAGCAACGGCACGGAAUAACUCGACUGAAAAUUCUGACGGAGGUGCAAGAGCGAGAUAAGUCAUCGCGUGUUUUUUUUGCCUUUUUUUCUUGGCCAGAAAUGAACUUUGGAUAAGGAGUCGUUUCGCGCAAGCUUAUACGAGCUUGCACACACGUGCUCGAUAGAAGCGCGAUACACGAGCGCAUAAAAGUGCGACGCGGAAGCUUGCGCUGUCGGCGAGAAGAAAAAGAAGAGGAAGAAGGAGCACAGUGUCGGAGAGCGUUGUAUAGUGAGAGAGAGAGAGAGAGAGGAGGGCAGAGGUAUAAUCAGGGGGCCAUUGUGAUGCGUCGAGGCGCGCGAUCAUCGGAUCCGGCGAGCUGCCAAGCGGACGUAGGAAGCUGUAAUCGAGAAAAGCUCGCGUGGAUUUGACGAACUAUGGAAAUUUCGUAAGCCAGUUAGUCCUCCCCACCAGAGGUUCCCGGUAACCUCAUGUCCGCAUUUUCCAUCAUCAAAUUGUCUUCCACGCGACGCAGGGAUAUAAUGUUACGUGUGCUGGGAGUUCGGCUGCUGUCGCGGCUCCUCGUCCUCGUUUGCUCGCUAUCCCUUCUAUCGCUGCUCUUCCUCAGCCGAUGCGGAUUCAACAACCUCGAUGCUGACCUCGUUGACACCUCCGGUCCAGCGACGCUGGCGAGCAACAGCCUCCUGGAAGCAAACCAACGCGAGGAGGAGACGCGGCUGGAGGUCGAGAGGCUCACCGCCGAGAUCCGUACGCUCAAGCUGCAGAUACUACAGCUGACGGGUGGACCACCGGGCCACGGGCUGGACACCUCGACGAUGCCGAACAGCAGCGAAAUCGGCGACUGCCUGGCGACUCGUCGCCAAAUAGACCAAGCCGAGAUCAGCCAAGGUUUAUCCCUCAACAACGAGUACGAGCUUAUCGCCUUCAGCCACUUCACCGUCUCUCGUCUCUACCCCGUGGACCUUGGCCUAGGCAAGCGUGUCGUCGAGAAGCCGAUCGGCUUCAAGCGCAAGGACCUGAACGAGGCGCUGCUCAAGGCCGUCGACAUCCUCAACAGGAACCUGACACUCCUGGGUCUACAGCAACCGUUGAACGCGAGGUACAGCGAGGACGACUUCCUGGAGGGUCUGUACAGGAUCGAGCCCACCACGGGUACUCAGUACGAGAUGUACUUCAGGACGAAGAACCUGAACAAGAGCACGGCGCAGACGAGUUCUCACAGCGGCACCGGAGCCCAGAGCAGCUUCACCAAGAUCACGCUGAUGAGGCCCUACGCGCCGAUCCAGUUCGUGGGUAUGGAACGCCAGCAGCGGAGUCGGGAGAAGGAGCUGAUCCACAUAAUCCUACCACUGUCCGGACGCACCGGUACCUUCCAGAGCUUCAUGGACAAGUUCGUUAAGAUCGGCUUGAAGAACGAUCGGAGGGUGCACUUGACGGUCGUGUACUUCGGAACCGAGGGUCUCAGCGAAGCUCGAGCCAUCAUGUCCAGGGUACUGAUGACUCGCGGAAGCGGAGGGACCAACCAGAACCUCAGGCUGCUCGCCCUGAACGAGACAUUCUCGAGGGGGAAGGGGCUGAGGGUCGGAGCCGAGAGAGCCUGGGGUCAGGGGGAAAAGGACGUGCUGCUGUUCAUGUGCGACGUCGACGUGGUCUUCAGCGCGAGGUUCCUCGAUAGGUGUCGAUGGAACACAGCCCCGGGCCGCAAAGUCUAUUACCCCAUUGUCUUCAGCCUGUAUAAUCCGCACGUCGUGUACACGCUGCAGGGCAGGGACGUGCCUCCGGAAACGGAUCAGCUUGUCAUCUCAAGGGAUACUGGCUUCUGGCGGGAUUUCGGUUACGGGAUGACCUGCCAGUACAGGUCGGACUUCCUGAGGGUCCGAGGCUUCGACGAAAACAUAGUCGGCUGGGGCGGCGAGGACGUCACCCUCUACCGCAAGUACGUCAAGAGCAACAUCAAGGUCAUCCGCGCGACCGACCCGGGAAUAUUCCACAUCUGGCAUCCCAAGGUCUGCUCGGGUGGUCCAGGUCAGCGGCUCUCGACCGAUCAGUAUCGAGCUUGCAUACGUUCCCGAGCUUUGAACGAAGCUUCCCACGCACAGCUGGGCUUCCUCGCCUUCCGCGAGGACAUCGCCAGUCAGGCGAUGAACUUCAAGGGCUCGACGGCGAAGAAGAAAAAGCCACCGCCCAAGAAGGAGAAACGAGCCAAACAACUAGCCAAGACCCAGGCGAAUAUCAGGGAAGCCAAGGUCAUGGCCAGGACGCUCAAGGAUCAGACCUGAUCGGUGCACCUCGAGCUCUGAGUGUAAAUAUUAAUCCGGAAGGGGUUCGUGUACAUAGUGAAUUGUGGUUAUCUAGUCGAAUCGAGAUACGUGAUAUGGUCUAUAUCUUGUAAGGUAUAUAUAGGUUUAACUAUGACGUAGGCUUGCGGGGGAGGAAGUGCGAGCCGAUACUUGGUGCAUUGAUCGUAGUAGUUAGGGCGUAAUCGACACUGCGAGAGUUGGGAUUUGAGAUUAUGUUUCUUAGGUGUGAGUUUUGAAUCGCAGCCGACCACGUGAUGCGGGCGGACUGUGAGAGAUAUUCUAAAGAAAAUUGCCUUCGAGGACGGUUCUUUUGUGAUGAAAAGUUUAUCCGUUUUUUAUGAUUGUUGGAUUGGAUAUAUCGAUAUUCACGUCGUACGAUAAUUUUUCGGGAGAGUCGGUUGUGUUUGUACGGUUGAAUUUAUGGAUUUGUUACGUCGUUUUGGUUUUGAGUUAAAUAAGCGUAAGAUUUUAAUCGACUGAGCGAGGCGUAGGGAUUAUAAAAAUAACAAAGUAUAAACUACGUAGCGAAGCGAAGGUGUACUUUGUAUAAUCGUCGGAAAGGAUUUGUGAUCAUCUCCUACGGGGGAUUAACGAUAUUAAUUAGGCAAUUUGUAUAGAAGAUUUUCUAUAUUUAAGGGAAAAACGCUGCAGAUCGGUUGUUUGUUUUCUUUUCGCGCGCGACAAGAUGUUCGAAGUGUCAAUUAGAACGAUGUCGAGCGCGUCGUUUAUAUUACGUAAAGAAUGAACAUUCCAACGUUUACCACACCUGUGUGUCCAAUUAUUAAGAUAUCAUGUACAAAAGUACUGUGUAUAAACCAAAGAUUAUAUAUAUGAAUAUUACAGAUGACUUACACACUAUUAUCAAAUAUCUAACACAUACGUACACGUAAUAUACACGUACGAGCUUUUGUAAGAAAAACAAAAGCUCCAAACUGAAGCACGACGACAGCAAACACAAAGUACCUUCUACGAGAAUUUUCGCGUAUAAAGUAGAGACUUUGUAUCCAAUAUGCAUUUCGCCAGAUGCAGAUGCUAUAGCCAGACGUUUUUACAGAUUAUAAUAUAAGAGUAUAAAAUUUGCACCGUUUAGUUGUCAAUUGAGAUUGAGAAAUUCAACGUAAUAAUGGACGCACGCAAACACACGGUCAACAAGGUUAUAUCACUUUAGUCCAAUAGAGAGAAAUUAUUUUUUAAAUUUGUCCCCAUCACGCGCGAGACACGAGCCAUCCAGAUCCAAGCAUCUUAUCCUAGAACUAAAUAUCUAACUAUCAACUAUCGUAUUUUAAGAACCAAGUUACCACUAAAAUCACAUUUCGUUGAACGCUGGUCUGUUCAAUGCGAAUAACAAAAGCCGAGACAGUCUGGUCAUUUACACACUAUUGUAUACUGAUAUAGCUUUUUUCUACCCGAAGAGAAUAGUAUACCAAAUUUUUAACGAGAUUUUACAUCGAUUUCCAGGCGCACAAUUUUAUUACGAAAAAUUUCUAUUAAAUCUAUAUGAUCGCGUUUUUUACGAAAAAACUAAAAUCAGUUUCGAAAGACUUUCCCGCGCGUCAUUAGUUCGAUGUACACUGUUCCAUUUGGCCAAAAGCCGCCCCGACGCUGAUGCGGAGGAGGAAUAUAAGGCGAGUAACGAAAUUUCGCAGGCCCGCUUUCUCUAAACUUUUCUCUUUCGCGCCGGAGAAGAAGUGGGUGCCGUCGGUAAAAGUAUCGCCUCGUUCGCUUUCUUCCAAGAGAGAGAGUCGAGGAACGAACGAUAUGAAAAUGCCGCGCGGUUCUCCCCAACGGCGGGAAAAAAUUACAUUUCGCCACUACACUCCAGCCGGCGUUCGAUGUACUCCCCUGUAUAUGCGCAAGAAUUCGGUCUCCGUAAAAAGGACCAGCACCUGUCCAUUCACGCACACACGUACAUAUACACACACACACACACACGAGGAAGUUUAUAUGGAAUGAGCCGCAGCUGCGAGCAUGUAAAAUAGAGCACUUUCGAAUCUCCCGUGUAUACACAUAUAUACUUGGUACGCGCAGGUAUUCCCACAUUUGUUCGGGUCGAUACACACACACACACAUACACACACACACACUAUGUAUUGCGAGGGGCUGAGUGGAUUUUUUCAAUUUUGUACUUAACGCAAACGAUCAGGGGCUGUUGCAAUCAUAUACUACACGAUAUGUGUUAUUCAACACACAGACUUUGUUUUUCUUAUUGCGAUUUUACGGAAGAGAGAGAGAGAGAGAGAGAGAGAGAGAGAGAGAGAGAGAGAGAGAGAGAUGCAAGAGUUUGUUGUUAUUGAUAUGAUUUGUAUGUAUACAUGUAUAGUGCCAAGUGCCAUAAUGGAUAAAUAUGGUGCGAUGAAUAAUGGGUACUUCUUCUGUUUAUGCGGAAUAUUGUACGCCUGCGGGAGCGACAUUUGUAUUAUAAAAAAAAUGUAAACAUCAUUGCUAAAUACAAAUAUACGAAUAUACCAUGAAAAUUGA
Molecule: messenger RNA, 5071 nt
Organism: Nasonia vitripennis (jewel wasp)
Lineage: Eukaryota; Metazoa; Arthropoda; Insecta; Hymenoptera; Pteromalidae
Gene: Csgalnact
Product: chondroitin sulfate N-acetylgalactosaminyltransferase 2
Exons: 9
Coding region: 764-2572 (602 amino acids)
Cellular component (GO): Golgi cisterna membrane
Molecular function (GO): glucuronosyl-N-acetylgalactosaminyl-proteoglycan 4-beta-N-acetylgalactosaminyltransferase activity
Source: RefSeq, a predicted model, not a curated record